UACAGCGGGACUGGAGAGCUUGUCGUGGAGGCGCACUGGUUUCACCUCCCGCCUGUUAUCAGCUGGAGCUUCAGACCAGACGGGAGCUUCUGUUCGGACCGAGACGGAGUUUGUUUGUUCUUUUUCAACAGGUUUACUCUUUACUUCACACUAAAGGGAUUCGCUUUGGAGCACCCCGGUUCCCUCUCCGCUUGCUUGCACUGAGGAUACACCGGGGAGCCGUGCACGUCCGCGGACUCGCACAAGAGGAGAUUACGGAGCCGUGCAUGUGAAUGAAGUGAGGUUAUAAGGCACCGGGGGAGCAGUGCACGUCAGACCUGCUCUGCAGCAUCAAUAACACCUAUAUCACCGUGCGGCGGCAGCAUGCAGUGAGAGGAAUCCUUUCAGAUGCUUUCCCACUCCAGGCAGUGAAGAAAGGGGUCGGAGGGGAGGAGGAUAUAUGGGAGAUUUGUUGGAUUUUCAUCACCCCGUCGUUGUAAACUUGUGUCCGGGAUGGGGAAAGAGCAGGAGCUGCUGGAAGCCGCCCGGACCGGGAACGUCGCCCUGGUGGAGAAAUUGUUGAGUGGGAAGAAGGGGAUACUGGGGUCAGGCUCCGGCUCCAUCCCUCUUCCCAACCUGCUGAGCAUGUGGAAAGGUCUGAAUGUCAACUGCACAGACAGCUCAGGAUACACACCUUUACAUCAUGCUUCACUUAAUGGACACAGGGAAGUAGUGCUAAAGCUGCUCCAGUUUGAGGCGUCCACAAACGUGGCCGACAGCAAGGGCUGCUUCCCUCUGCACCUGGCCGCCUGGCGGGGAGACGUGGACAUCGUACGCAUCCUCAUCCACCACGGACCCUCGCACUGCCGGGUCAACCAACAGAACCAUGAGAGAGAAACGGCGCUUCAUUGUGCAGCCCAGUACGGACACUCUGAGGUGGUUUCAGUGCUUCUUCAGGAGCUGACUGACCCCACAAUGAGAAACAGCCAACAGGAGACACCUCUGGACCUGGCUGCGCUGUAUGGACGGCUGCAGGUGGUGUGCAUGUUGGUGAGCGCUCACCCCAACCUCAUGACCAGCCACACUCGCCGACACACUCCGCUUCACCUGGCUGCACGCAACGGACACCACAGUACCGUCCAGACCCUGCUCAAGGCCGGCAUGGAUGUCAACUGUGUGACCGAGAAUGGCAGUGCCCUCCAUGAGGCAGCUCUCUUUGGGAAGAUGGAUGUAGUUCGCCUUCUGCUUGACUCAGGGAUCGACACCAAUCUGAGAGACAGCCAGGGGAGAACAGCUCUAGAAAUCCUGAGAGAACACCCUGCAACGAAAUCCCAGCAGAUCACUGCUCUUAUCCAAGAGUAUAUGAUGGACGAGAAUGAGAGGAGGAAUAUCGUGGAGGAACCUGUUCGCAAGUGUCCCAUCCCUGCACCUCGAACCUCCGUUCCGUCGCCCUCUGCCUCCCCCUCCCUCAGACACAAGAAUGAUGCUGUGACAAGUGAGCUGUCCAAGCUGCUGCACGAGAUCAAAAAGUGCCGGGACAGGGACUACUCCUUCGAGGAGCUCUGCCACACCAUCUCCUCCCACUCCAUGGACAGCUUUGGCAGCGGGCGGCUAUCUGACGAGGAGCGCCCAGAUCGACCCAAUGGCACCCUGACCCGAGUCAACAAGCGGCCAACCCCGCCUCUUGCCGCGGCCCUGGAGGAGGAAGAGGCAGAAAAGAGUUGCGGCCCGGCUGGAUUCUGGGAGUCCCUGACACCCUGCAAUGGAUGCCGCAACCUGGGCUUUUCUAGCCUCUCACAGUCCUUCUCUCAGGAUUCAAAGCAUUCAGCAGAGAAUAUCACAUCUCCGUCUCUGGAUGUUUUCCUGCCAGAGGACGAGGACAACCCGUACGAAUCCGUGACCACAGCUGUCACACGCAAACCCUGCUCCCUCGAUAUCAAUCACCGGCUCAACGCUUGCCCACGUGAUGGUCACUUAUCCCAUGUAGCGGUGAGUGAGGGGGAACACAGUAACCAUGGGAACUGCUCGACGGGCCCAACUCCAGACUGCUCCCCCCCCUCCCCUGACACGGCCCUGAAGAACAUUGAGAGAGUUAUCCGCCCACAGCCCAAGCAGCGCACCUCUCUGUCUUCAUCCCUGGACGUCCAGAAGCCGGUCAACCACAGCUGUGAUCCCAGCGAGGUGAGCUCGUCCCUGGGCUACGCCAGCUUCAGCACCAGCCCCCCUGCCAGCCCUCCACUCAGCCCAAACCAGGAAGACUCUGCGGGCUCCAACGACGACUGUCAGCUCACAGACGACGGGCCAUACCAGCAAGAUCCGCCUCCUCCUCCCCUCUGCUCUUCCUCAACAUCCAAGGCUCUGUUGGAGGAGCGCAGGAAGAGCCACAUCCCAGAGGAGUUUGCAGGCCUCCUUCAUGGAUCGUCCCCAGCUUGUGAAACCCCUGAUACGCCUUACCAUCUUUACAGCCCCAAACCGCGCAAAUAUGCCUCUACGGACGUCCAGAGCAGUCUGCUGCAGACCCCGGAGUUCAGCAUCGUGAUCGGAGGGGGACCCACUCAGGUCUUCUCCAGGACAGGGAGCGAGUCGUUGCCUCUGACGACUGCCAACGACCCUCAGAAGCCACAGGUGGUGUACCGGACUAUCUUCCAUACUAGGGUCAACCAGGACCAGGCCCAUCCCAGGAACUGUGAACAGGUGGAGCCACCUCGUGGGUGGUCUACGCUGGGUGGCCCACCCUCAUCCUAUUCUGGUCAAAACGGAGGAGUUCCAGAGUUACGUGGGAUCCAGACAGGAGGUGUGCCCAAGGGCAGCUCAUCGGGUGCUGGCUACGAAGAGAGGGCUUGCACCCUGGGGAGGAUGAGGUCCAUGCCCCGCAGUGUUUUGGACCUGCAGCUGUCCAAGUCUCUGUCCAAGUCUGAUUCCAACCUGGUAGCUGUUUCUCCCAUACAGGAGGAGCACAGCUGGGGGUCUGGAUCUCGUGGUCAGGGGCCAGGAAGUCCCAGCCCAGGAGAGGGUGCCAGCCCAGGGGGAAGACUGGAGAGAACACCCUCCUUCACUGCUGAAUGGGAAGAGAUUGACAAGAUCAUGAGCUCUAUUGGGGCAGGAAUAGGCAGUGGACUGGACAUCAAGGAAGACACCUCAGGUCCCCGCUGCCCGCUGCAGUCCGUGGGCCAGUGGCUCGACUCCAUUGGCCUGGUCCAGUAUGAGAACCACCUGCUGGCAAAUGGGUUUGACAACGUCCAGUUCAUGGGCAGCAAUGUGGUAGAAGACCAGGACCUGCUGGAGAUAGGGAUCCUCAACUCUGCCCACAGACAGCGCCUCCUGCAGGCCAUACGGCUGCUGCCCAGGGUGCGACCUAUCGGUUACGAUGGUAACAACCCCACAUCAGUGGCGGAAUGGCUGGAGUCGUUGGAGCUCGGCGACUACACAAAGUCUUUCCUCGUCAACGGUUAUACCUCCAUGGAGCUGGUCAAGAAGAUCUGGGAGAUCGAGCUCAUCAAUGUAUUGAAGAUCGGUCUUAUCGGACACAGAAAACGGAUCCUCGCCUCAUUGGGGGACCGGCUACACGAAGACACCCCACAAAAACCUCCGCGAGCCAUCUCCCUAAGGGAGCCCGGAGGAAACCACACUCCUCCUCAACUCAGCCCGUCGGUGGGCCAGGCAGCGUACACGGCUGGGGUCCCGGGUGGAUCUCUGGACGUGCAGCACCUCAUCAUGCAGGCAGAUGCCCGGCGCAGGCAGCGCAGCAAUGACAACUACUUCGAGGAUGUGCCGCGAUCCAAGCUGGAGCGACAGAUGGCCCAAGUCAGCAUGGCAGGCGAGUGGUGCGAGCCGAUCACGUUGCGUCCGCCCAACGAGGCCACCUCGUCCACUCCGGUGCAGUACUGGCAGCAUCACCCCGAGAAGCUCAUCUUUCAGUCCUGUGACUACGAAGCCUAUUACCUGGGAUCUAUGCUGGUGAAGGAGCUCAGAGGGACGGAGUCCACACAAGACGCUUGUGCCAAAAUGCGGAAGUCGACAGAACAGAUGAAGAAAGUGCCGACCAUCGUUCUCUCCGUGUCCUACAAAGGAGUGAAGUUCAUAGACGCCACAAAUAAGAACAUCAUAGCAGAACAUGAGAUUCGUAACAUCUCAUGUGCAGCUCAGGAUCCAGAGGAUCUGUCUACGUUUGCCUACAUCACCAAAGACCUCAAGUCGAGUCACCACUACUGCCACGUCUUCACUGCUUUUGAUGUGAACCUGGCGUAUGAGAUCAUCCUGACACUCGGUCAGGCCUUCGAGGUGGCUUACCAGCUGGCCCUGCAGGCCAGGAAGAGCGGCCAUGGAUCGUCCACACUGCCUGAGAGCUUUGACAGCAAGCCCAACAAACCUGUCCCCAAACCUCGUGUCAACAUCCGCAAAUCUAUGGAGCAGCCAUCCAUGGACCAGAAGGGCCACGCCAACGUGCCGUGGAUUGUGGAGCCGGGUCAGGAGGCCAAGAGAGGAGUCAACACCAAGGCAAUGCCGGACGCUCAUGUCUAUUACUGUGGAAUGCAAAGAAUGUAGCCAGCCCUAAACACGGACCUUGUCACACAUACAAUGCAAAAUGGACUACAAAGGACCUCUUGCUCACUUUCAAAGGACUACAAACAUGGACGCUACUCCAGUGUUUAAGGUUGACUACAAUAUUUUAACAUCCUUCAUCUACAUGAUGCUUGACACAGUAAACAUAUGACAGACACUCAAUACACACACUAACAGGACUGCAUCUUGACAGACAGCAGUCUGCUCUGAAUGUACACUUAUUUAAAAAAGCAGCCUAAACUUUCUGCAGCUACAGCAGGAUCUGUUUUAUGCGCCCAACUGGGAGUCAUGCCGUGUGAACUUUUGGGCAGUCACAGGGCGUCUGUUGGGUAACAGACAAUGGGCUUGCUAAAGGCACCACUGGGCAUGUGUCAGUGUUGGAAUGGGCAUGGGUUUGAGGACAUCUGGCUGUUUUUUUUUUUUCGUUUUUUCUUUAAAGUCAGAAAAUAAUAGAUAUAUGCACAAGCGUGUAAAUGUGAUUGGACUAGCUACAACACACUCAAGAUGCAACAGGUAUGUCUCAUCGUAACGGAUGAUGAACCUAUGUGAACAAAACAGCAUCUCGUGUUUAAAAAAAAAGUAUUCUAUUCGUAUUGCCCGACAUUUUAAUGUUUAAUAUGAGAGUAUAUUACCAUGAUGAUUAUGAUUAUUCUUGUGCAAUUCUUGUCUACUGUUGUCUUAACGUUACAUUAUUUUUCUAUGAUGAGAUGAAAACCUUGGGCUUGAGAAUGAUGGCCAUCCUUUAAAAAAAAUCUUAAACUAGAUGAUCAUACUUGUACGCAGAGAGUGAAUGUUGCAGGUGGCUAGCUAACUCUUGUCAGGUCAAAUCCUCCAUCAUUUAUCAUGGGGCUCUACUCUUAUCUAGCAGAUGUACUAUUUUAAACGCAGUAUUACUGUAUUAUUUGGAUGAGACAUUGUCCAAUUAUAAAAUGUACAUAGAUAUUUUGCCAACUCAUUGUUCAUACAUGUAAUGUAAAAGAGAAAAAGAAUAAAGGAUUUGCAGUACGUGGCACUGGAAACAAGGUACCAAAAUAAAGGUUGGAAAUAAAAAAAAAAGAAAGAAGAAAUGGCAGAUUGUAUUUUGAGUGAAAACUGAAAUGGGUCAUUUGGUGACAUCACUGCUGACCAAUUUAUGUAUAUAGGCUUGGGCUUCCAGCACACUGAUUUUUGUAAUUUUGGCCAUUAUUUAUAUCCUUGUAAAGCACAUGGAAUAAAAUGACUUGUAAAACCAUCAUUUACCCAUA
Molecule: messenger RNA, 5786 nt
Organism: Micropterus dolomieu (smallmouth bass)
Lineage: Eukaryota; Metazoa; Chordata; Actinopteri; Centrarchiformes; Centrarchidae
Gene: anks1b
Product: ankyrin repeat and sterile alpha motif domain containing 1B
Exons: 28
Coding region: 493-4524 (1343 amino acids)
Cellular component (GO): cytosol
Molecular function (GO): protein binding
Source: RefSeq, a predicted model, not a curated record